GUCGUCCUUUCUCGAGAACAUCGUUUCUCCGCGCACCAACCCACCCACCCAAUCUCUUACAUAUUUAUACCGACGGCAGCUCAAUCCUUAACCUUCCUCGACAGCAGAAAAAUAUCUUCAUCGUCAUCCAUGGCCGCUUCUUUCACAGCUCUGUCCAAUGUUGGUUCGCUUACCACUCCAAGGAACGGCUCGGAGAUCAGAGGUUUGAGCCCAUCUUGCAAUGUCGCCGCCAGCGUCCGACCGCCUCCAUUGAAGGCCAGCUUGUCGGCGUCGUCUUCUAGCUCUUUCUCCGGCUCUCCGCGCCUGAUUCCCCUCAACUCUUCUUCUCAGAGGAAAUUCCGUCCGUGCUCGGUUCGAGCAAGUGCCGAGGAUGCGGCUGUUCAGUCAAAAGUUACCAACAAAGUUUACCUUGACAUUAGCAUCGGUAACCCUGUCGGGAAGCUUGCUGGAAGAAUUGUGAUUGGAUUAUAUGGAGACGAUGUUCCACAAACAGCAGAGAAUUUCCGCACUUUAUGCACAGGAGAGAAAGGCUUUGGAUACAAAGGUUCAUCGUUCCACCGUGUCAUCAAAGAUUUUAUGAUUCAGGGAGGUGACUUUGACAAAGGAAAUGGAACAGGGGGUAAAAGCAUAUAUGGCCGUACUUUUAAAGAUGAAAGCUUUAAGUUGUCUCAUGUUGGACCUGGGGUGGUCAGCAUGGCAAAUGCCGGCCCCAACACCAAUGGGAGCCAGUUCUUUAUCUGCACUGUGAAGACGCCGUGGCUGGACCAGAGGCACGUUGUGUUUGGGCAAGUGUUAGAGGGCUUGGACAUUGUCAGGCUGAUCGAGUCACAAGAAACAGACCGAGGAGACCGUCCCAGGAAGAGAGUGGUCGUAUCCGACUGUGGUGAACUUCCCGUGGUGUGAUAUGGCCUUGAUUAGUUGUGUUGUGCAAAUUAGUACUGGGUCAUGCCCUCCUCGAAUUUUCUUCUUUCAUUUCACUGUUAUUGUUGGAGAGCAAACUUGGGAAGAGCCAGGUCGCGAUUGUUAAUUGCUCAAUUGUUGUAGUGUUCUGACGGAAUUUUUCUUUAAAUUGGAAGCACAGAAUGACUGCUUCCGAGUCUUUCCUUCAUCGUUGGACCCCUUGUGAGGAAUGGAUGAUAUGAUACCGUUAGAUGUCUGGGAUUUGCUUGAA
This is a messenger RNA of Rhodamnia argentea, 1171 nucleotides long. RefSeq names its product photosynthetic NDH subunit of lumenal location 5, chloroplastic. Gene Ontology annotation, molecular function: peptidyl-prolyl cis-trans isomerase activity. The record is from RefSeq and is a predicted model, not a curated record. Bases 130 to 903 code for a protein of 257 amino acids. Lineage: Eukaryota; Viridiplantae; Streptophyta; Magnoliopsida; Myrtales; Myrtaceae. Gene Ontology annotation, biological process: protein peptidyl-prolyl isomerization; protein folding. The transcript has 7 exons.